Molecule: messenger RNA, 1598 nt
Organism: Rhodamnia argentea
Lineage: Eukaryota; Viridiplantae; Streptophyta; Magnoliopsida; Myrtales; Myrtaceae
Product: probable UDP-arabinopyranose mutase 2
Exons: 4
Coding region: 256-1347 (363 amino acids)
Biological process (GO): UDP-L-arabinose metabolic process; plant-type cell wall biogenesis
Cellular component (GO): cytosol; Golgi apparatus
Molecular function (GO): UDP-arabinopyranose mutase activity
Source: RefSeq, a predicted model, not a curated record
GAGAGGGGGGAGGCUGCUUUUCGAAGGUUAGGAGUUGAACGAGUCGUCUUCCCCACAAAACUUCAGACACGUUCACCAGUUGAAAGCCACCAGUCAUGCCGAUCUCUGCGCCCCUCCCCAUUUAAAUCCCCCGCGCGCGAGCUCAUUCAUUCUCUCUCUCUCUCUCAUAUUCCCUCACGGGCCCCCACCACCUUCCGUCCCUGCCUCUGCCUCUGCCUCCGCCACCGAUCCUCUGCAUCUCGAGCUCGAGCAGCAAUGGCGGACUCAGCAGCCGCGGCGAAGCCCACCCCGCUGCUCAAGGACGAGCUGGACAUCGUGAUCCCCACCAUCAGGAACCUCGACUUCCUGGAGAUGUGGAGGCCCUUCUUCGAGCCCUACCACCUCAUCAUCGUCCAGGACGGCGACCCUUCCAAGACCAUCAAGGUCCCCGACGGCUUCGACUACGAGCUCUACAACCGCAACGACAUCAACAAGAUCUUGGGCCCCAAGGCCUCCUGCAUCUCCUUCAAGGACUCCGCCUGCCGCUGCUUCGGCUACAUGGUCUCCAAGAAGAAGUACAUCUACACCAUCGACGACGACUGCUUCGUCGCGAAAGACCCAUCAGGCAAAAUGAUCAAUGCCCUCCAGCAGCAUAUCAAGAACCUCCUCUGUCCAUCCACUCCCUUCUUCUUCAACACGCUGUAUGACCCUUACACGGAAGGUGCAGAUUUUGUCCGUGGAUACCCUUUCAGUCUGCGCGAGGGUGUACCGACUGCGGUUUCUCAUGGCCUCUGGCUCAACAUCCCAGAUUAUGAUGCGCCUACACAGCUCGUGAAGCCUCUUGAAAGGAACCAAAGGUAUGUUGAUGCGGUCUUGACAAUACCAAAGGGCACUCUUUUCCCUAUGUGUGGCAUGAAUUUGGCAUUCGACCGUGAGCUUAUUGGCCCUGCAAUGUACUUUGGACUGAUGGGCGAUGGCCAGCCAAUUGGGCGCUACGACGAUAUGUGGGCUGGCUGGUGUGUCAAGGUCAUCUGUGAUCAUCUGGGACUGGGAGUGAAGACCGGUUUGCCCUACAUAUGGCACAGCAAAGCCAGUAACCCGUUUGUGAACCUAAGGAAGGAGUAUAAAGGCAUCUUCUGGCAGGAAGAGAUCAUCCCGUUCUUCCAGGCCGCCACUCUUCCCAAGGACUGCACCACCGUCCAGAAAUGCUACAUCGAGCUCUCCAAGCAAGUCAAGGACAAGCUCAGCAAGGUCGACCCCUACUUCGAUAAGCUCGCUGAUGCUAUGGUCACUUGGAUCGAGGCCUGGGACGAGCUCAACCCACCUUCCGGAGCCGCCUCCAAGGUGCCGAACGGCAAGGCCAAAUAAGGAAGUACCGUACUUUGAGGGAUAUAUUAGCUCCUUAAUUUUCCAAUCUAAGAAUUCAUACCAGAGAGCCAUUACCAUUACAGUACUUUUUUUCCUUCUUUUCCUCUCUUUUGAUUUUACUUGGGAGAGUAUAACGUAUCGAUUGUAGGCUUGUUUCCUGGGGCUUUCCUUCCACUUGGUGGAUGUAACUUCACUGAUUCAGUUCCUACUAUGAUGUUGUUUAACAAUAAAACAACGAGUCUUCUAAUGGA